GCGUUAGGGAGUAAGGUACUAUAGCCUAUAGGGACACGACACUGGUAAUCACGUGACGGAAUCGUCAAAAUAAAUUAUUUAUCUACUUGAUCUUAGCGAUAGAUGCAUCAGCCUCUUGUCUGCCUUGCUUUGAGCUUAGCUAUCGCUAGCCCCUGCUCCAGCGUGACGCCACAGUAUCGUAGCAUUCGACUGGAGACCCCACUGCUCUCGUCCAGUGUAUCGAUCACGAUCACGAUGAGGUCCCCAGUUGACCCAGAUGACAUGAUGUUGGAAUGUGAAUCGCUCGUAGCGUGCUUACUUAAUCAGCGGUACAUAUGCUAGUCACUAU
Molecule: messenger RNA, 328 nt
Organism: Suillus fuscotomentosus
Lineage: Eukaryota; Fungi; Basidiomycota; Agaricomycetes; Boletales; Suillaceae
Exons: 1
Coding region: 103-321 (72 amino acids)
Source: RefSeq, a predicted model, not a curated record